AUGGCGAUCCCCCCCAGGGCCGGGGAUACCCCGCGGAGAAGUACGCGGGGAAUGGCGAUAACCCGGGGGGACGGAAAUACCCUGGGAAUGAGGAAUGGGGAGUCUCCGAGGGGCACAAACCGGGGAUGGGGGUACUCGGAGUUUGGGGCACCCCAGGGAUGGCGAUACCCCGAGGCUGGCGCCGUCGCGGGGCCGGUGAUGCCCCCGGGAACUGGCGCUCCCCUCGGGGCAACACAUUCCCCGGCCGGCACCAUCGGGACUCGAGCUCCGCCAGCGCACGAGGAGUCUCCGGGGUCUCCCCAACCCCCCAACACCCCCAUGUCCGGGGGUCCCUCUGCCCUGGAGCCCCCCAGCCCUGCCCGACCUCCGGGAAUGCCGCGUGGAGACACCCCGGAGGCUCAGUGGGGCUGCCGCCUCCCGCCGCCGGCGUCCCCCGCCAGCUCCCCCCAGCCCCCGGCUCCCCCGACCCCCGGCUCCCCAUACCGUGUAGGGCGGCGGCGGCGGGCACGAACUGCGGGCUGCGCGCUCCGGCCCCGCGGUAAAUGUGGCUGCGAUGCCGCAGAGCUACGUGACCGGCGGGGCGGCACCGGGCAGGACCAGCCCCCGGGCCCGCCUCCUGCCGCCCCCGCCCCGCCGGACACAAUCCCCCGGCAGGGUCGUGCCCUCCUCCCACCCCCCCAGCCGGCAUCAACUCCCGCGCUGGUGGGGACCCCAGGGUGA
Messenger RNA from Myiozetetes cayanensis, 720 nucleotides. RefSeq names its product basic salivary proline-rich protein 1-like. The record is from RefSeq and is a predicted model, not a curated record. NCBI's taxonomy places the organism in Eukaryota, Metazoa, Chordata, Aves, Passeriformes, Tyrannidae. The coding region runs from base 1 to 720 and encodes 239 amino acids. The transcript has a single exon.